Messenger RNA from Cicer arietinum (chickpea), 2129 nucleotides. Lineage: Eukaryota; Viridiplantae; Streptophyta; Magnoliopsida; Fabales; Fabaceae. The record is from RefSeq and is a predicted model, not a curated record.
GUGAUUGCACAAAGGGAUGAAGCCUUCUCUUGUAACAAAAGGAAGAACCUCAUCCUUGCACAGUUAAGAAGCUCAAAUGUAAGUUCUCAUCAUCUGGUUCAUUCCUUUGUUUCUUAGGGAAAAAUUCUCUUGUAUUUUUCAAAUUGUAGAUUCAAAUGAUUUUUUUGCUUAGGUUCAUAUGCUACAAGCAUUAUAUUCUCAUUUGACAUAGCCUAAAUUCAUUUGAUUCUGUAUUUUUGGAUGCAUUGGUUUCUUCUCAAUUCAAAAUGAGUAUACUAACUUACUGGAAAAUAAAUAACAGUAGCAUCUAAUUUGAAGCUUGUCAGGUUGAAGAAAAGGUGACACUGCAUUCUUCAGUUGGAAAAAACACAGAAAGAAACCAGAUAGAAGUACUAAUUGAUGAAAACACAAGAACAAGAAGGUUUGUACAGUGUGAUCCUACAUUUAGUAGUGAUUACCGCGAGUGUAACUUGGGUUACAAGCAUCAACUAACAAAAAAUGACUUACUUGCACGAAAAGUAAGAGAUCAAAUGAAAUGCAGAGUAGAAGAUAUUGCAAAGCGAAACACUUUUGGUGUUUCCACUCUUUUAUACAAGCACUUUUUUGGUACUUUGGAAACAACCAACAUGAAAAAGGAAAUAUUAUUAGCAUUUCUUCAUGAUCCUGUCUCUCCUAUGGUCUACCACUUCCAUAAACAACGCGUGAAACGAGCAAAAGUGACACUAAAUAGGUCUGAAUCAUUUCCUUUUCACGAUUCUCUACCAAAAUGGAAAGGAAGAUUAUAUUGUGGCAAUGAAACACAAAAGUUAGUCCAAUAUGAGUCCACAAAAACAUUUUAUGAACAUGUCAUGCCUCCAUUAACAAAAGGAAGAGUAAAUGGAAAUUUCAAUAUAAACGAAGCGGAGAUUGUAAGAGAUGUUAGUUUUUCUUCAGGUUAUGCAAAGGGUCAGAAACAUAAAGAAAUCAAACAUGUUAAUAUGAAUCUCAAACAAAAAAUAGAGCACGUAACCGGAGAGAGCGAAAAAGAAAAGAUUCGAGUCGCUAUGGAUUCGGUCAUUCAUAAACUUCCUCAAGGACAAGGAAUAUCAGAUGAGUUGAAGAAGGAAAUUUUGAAGAAAUUGACAGAUCCUAUUAUUAAAAGAGAAGUUCAAUACAAGAACUGUAUAAGAAGAAUCAAGUCUCUUGAAGAACCACUAGAAAGUUACUUCAAACAGAAAGAGAAUAGCUUCAGAAUAGAAGAUAUACAUCUUCAAUAUGAGAAACUAAAAUUAGUGAAAGAAAAGUCACAUUCUUCACCAUUGAGAAUGUUGAUACCUUUAGAAAGAAUUCUUUCAUUACCUGAUCUUCAAUCUUUUUCCUAUGCUUCACCAUUGAGUUUCAAUGACCAAGAUAUUAUGGCAAUAAAAGAAUACAAGGCUUCAAUAGCAGCAUCAGAUUCAAAAUCUAAGGCGAGAUCUUCCGAUAGACCGAAUAAUGUGGAUGAGCAACAAGUGACUAAGAAGGAUUCCCUUAAAGUGAUUAAAACCACAAAGAAUGCUCACAAAUUGGAGAUUCAAACCAAGAAGUUCAACCAUGAGAUUCCUCAUAUUCAUGUGGACACCAAAGACAAAGAUGAGUUUAAUUAUGUGAAAUAUGUACUUGAGAUAUCUGGACUCACUAGUAAUGAAAGUCUUUCUUCAUGGCAUGCUAAAGACACCCCCCUUGAUCCAUCACUAUAUGAAGAAAUGGAAAAUGAUCCUGAAUUUUGUUCUCACAAAGGUGGUCAAUGUAAUCACCAUGUAUUAUUUGAUUUAAUUAAUGAGACAAUGUUGGAAAUUUAUGGGAGGUCACAUUGUUGCCCUCCUAUAGGGUGUCACAUUCUUCAUAAAGUUUGGACUCAUAUGAGCAAGUCUUUGGGUUUGAGAUACAAAGUUGACCAAACAAUAGAUGAUCAUGUAGGUAGAGAUUUCUCAUCAAAAAGUGAUGGGUGGGUCAACCAUCAUAUUUAUGAUGAAUGUGUUGGUUUGGAGAUUGAAGACAUGAUUUUUCAUGAUCUAUUGGAGGAAAUAAUGUUGGACUUAGCUUGUUUAUGAGAAAGUUGUUGAAAUAAUGUCAAAUUUCUCUAAAUUAUGUUAGAUUUCAUUUUUAAC